CUUGAAUUGUUGAAGAACUCAUUAUUUAACAGAAAAAAAAGUCAAGACUUUUAAUUGUUGCUGAAAAUCGUUGGCUGACGCGUCUAUUAUGACCACGGUCGAAAAGUACGUAAUUCAUUCAUACAAAUGUCCAUACGAAAACUGGUACAACGCAGUAAAUUAAAUCACGAAAUGAAAUAUUAAUCGCGAAUGAAGCACAACGGCUUACGAUUUAGCCAGAACGAGUUCAUCGUGUUUCGACAAUGCAUUCAAGUGCACACAUCUCUUUUUUUUCGUCUCUGUUGGGAUUACAAAACGAUGCAAUGAAACUCGUAUGGAAAAUGAUGCUAAUUAAUAAUAUUUAAAAAAAAAAACGAAAAAAAAAACAACAAUAAUCGAUAUUUUUCUCUAGUACUAUCUCAAAUUAUCGCAUCUCUCCAAUCGACUCCUUUCAUGUUAGCGUGUAGCCAAGUAUUACUGCCACUGGACUUUGUCUAUUCUCCGUUGGAAGAUAUUAUAUGUUUAUCGAAUACGAAUAAUUAUCAUGUUAGAAGAGGAAAAAAAAUCAAUUAAAGUUUACAAUAAACGCGAAAUGACAAAAAAAAAAAAUACAAGAAGAACAGGUAAAAAAAGGACAAAAAAAAAAGAACACGCAACGCGCGUAAUUAUAUUCUUGUAAAGAGGUGUUAUACCUGUAAAAUGAAUGUAAAAUAAAAGAAAGAAAAAAAAACCAAAACUUAUCAACGAUGAUCACGAGAUUUUCCAAUGCUCCACCUCAUUUCAGCACAAUCGUAUAUAAGAAGUACAUACAACAACGCGCUGCAAUUUUUACUUUAUCUCGAGCGAAGUAGCAAUUUACACAUUGUUUGCCCAAUAUGCCAAUCCCUCGCGGCACUCGAGAAAAAUUGAUAAAACGCAUCGCUCGUACCGCGUCUUCCUCCUCCUCCUCUUCUUCUUCUUCUUCUUCUUCGUCUCUCGUUCAGUCGCUGGUAAAUACUCGCUCGCAAUAGAGAGAUAAUACACACAUUUGAGACACUUUGCAGUGUAAAAUUAUGAGCUCCGAAAAAUACGUGGAGACAGUCUUGGGGCCGGUGGCGGCGUCGAAGCUGGGCCGCACCCUGACGCACGAGCAUCUGGCCCUGAACUUUGAAAAGUUCUACCUGCCGCCGCCGCCGAGGCUGGAAAAAUUCCUGAACGGCUCGAUCGGUCUGGACAACGUCGGAGUUCUCAGGCAGCAUCCUCACGGCAACAGGUACAAUCUGCGCUUCGACGACGCCGAGAGCGCCUCGGCCGUGCUCGAGGACGUGCAGUUCUACGGCGCCAGCGGCGGCGGCACCAUCUGCGAGAACUCGAGCCAGGGCCUGAAUCGCCAGCUGGGCCUCAUGCAGCGCUGCUCGCGCGCCAGCGGCGUCCACGUCGUGGCCGGCACCGGCUUCUACGUGGCUCUGACGGCGCCCGGGGACAGCUCGAGGACCACGAGCGAGGAGGCCAUGUACGACCUGAUGCUGGAGGAGCUGACGAUCGGUUGUCGCGAUCUCGACCUGAGCGUUCUACCGUGCAAGGCGGGCUUCAUCGGCGAGGUGGGGAGCGCCUGGCCGAUCGAGGACUACGAGCGCCGAGCGAUCAGGGCCACGGCCCGGCUGCAGGCCGAGCUCGGCUGCCCGGUGAGCUUCCAUCCGGGCCGCGACAAACGCGCGCCCUUCGAGAUAAUGCGCGUCUAUCUGGAGGCAGGGGGUCGCGCCGACAAGGCCGUCAUGUCGCACCUCGAUCGCACCCUGACCAGAAGCGAGGACCUGCUGGAGUUCGCCGAGCUCGGCUGCUACUGCCAGCAGGAUCUGUUCGGCCUGGAGGUGUCGUACUAUCAGCUGCACCCGGAGACCGACAUGCCCAGCGACGCCCAGCGCAUCGACCGCGUGAAACUGCUGGCCGCCGAGGGCCGACUCGAUCGCGUGCUAAUCAGCCACGACAUACACACCAAGCAUCGAACGAUGCGCUACGGUGGACACGGCUACUCGCACAUAAUCAACAACGUGAUACCGCAGAUGCUGAUCAAGGGCAUGAGCCAGGAGCAGAUCGAUCGCGUUACCAUCGAUAAUCCGAGAGAUUGGCUCGUUUAUUAAUUAUUAUUUAUCCAUUCUAAACGAAUUUCAAUUCUCACCUUAGGUGUUCAUUGAAAAAAAAGUAAAAGAAAAAAUAAUAAUUGGUUGUUACUUGUGACUUUGUAAAAAACGAAAUUUUUCGUAUCCAAAACCGAGAUGCGUCUCGUACGGCCAAAUAAUUAAA
Trichogramma pretiosum is the source of this 2262-nucleotide messenger RNA. RefSeq names its product phosphotriesterase-related protein. Gene Ontology annotation, molecular function: hydrolase activity, acting on ester bonds; zinc ion binding. The transcript has 4 exons. Lineage: Eukaryota; Metazoa; Arthropoda; Insecta; Hymenoptera; Trichogrammatidae. The record is from RefSeq and is a predicted model, not a curated record. Gene Ontology annotation, biological process: catabolic process. Bases 1032 to 2099 code for a protein of 355 amino acids.